AUGUUAUCCUCCAUUGGGGACACUAGAUCCUCCAUUGAAGGUUGGGAAAGAUCUAAGGAGAAAGGUUUCAUAGAGAAGAUCUUUGAAGUGGUCUCGUCAAUGGAGAAGAGUGGGGAGCCAAGAGAUUCCAAAGCCCAUACGAAGAGGACCCUUGGCAAAGUCAACUGGUUGCUGGGCGACGCCAGCCAGCCGUUGGGCAAUGCCCGCAACAAGAGGGAGAAAGGGCAAGAGGCAGAGAUGGGGGAGCCCAGCUCCAUGGGCAAUGCCUAUCCUGUGGAGAGAGGGUGA
Messenger RNA from Ilex paraguariensis (yerba mate), 288 nucleotides. Lineage: Eukaryota; Viridiplantae; Streptophyta; Magnoliopsida; Aquifoliales; Aquifoliaceae. The record is from the annotation of a GenBank genome assembly.